UAGUCAAUAUAAAUAAUUUGCUACUCAUCGUACAUUAAAUCAUUGUUUAUUUGUCUGACUAAAUCUUUUCCAUUAAGCAAAUAAUGUUUUGCACCCGCUAGUUUUGUUAAAUAGUAACCGAAAUUAACCUCUCAGACGAUCAUCUCAGCAGAGCUAAGCCAGAAAGGGGUAUCCGUUCCUAAUUUAAAGCAUUGGAUCCACAGAGGUCAGUGAUGGACUUUGUGGACCUUUUUACUCCAGAGACAGAUAGAGACUCGAAUGAAGUGAGUGCAUCAAUUGAGGAGGGUGACACAUCUCUCCCCUAUGGAGUGUGCUUCGCGAACCCUGAUGAUGUUAUUUGCAACCACUGGAACUACACCUGGUUCCAAUAUAACAACGUUUCGUAUAGUGCUGCGUCGGUGGGCAAUUUUCUGCAUGACACUCAAACAUUACUCAAAGUUCUUGGGUACACUUCAAUGGUGUGUUGUGUGAUCACGAUAGUGACUUACUUCUUCAUGCGCCCUUUGAGGUGUUACUCCAGACAAGUAGUGGUAGUGUAUGCCGCAGUCUCUCUCUACUUCGACGUCAUCGUCAUAUAUGUUGUCGAGACAAAUCUGGCGCCAGAAUCUUCGUGCCAGAUGUCUGAUGGGCACUGUUUGUUUCUAGGAAUGCUACUCAACUUUGGAUACAGUAGUGUGUGUGGUUGGACUGUGGUGUUGUUCCUGCAGAUCCACAGAAUGGCCAGUGAUGUGGACGCAGUGGAGCCUGGAUGGACAUACCAACUGACCACACACUUGAUUGUAUGGGGCACUGCAAUUGCACAGGCCAUAGUGCCAUACAUAUUCGACAUCAUUGGCUACAUAGGUCGGCCUGCGAACGGGUGCGGCUACUGUUUCUGGGACGACAGGUCAAUCGAGUUCAUCGGGCACGACUUCUCUGACCCCCUCCAAUGCGCCCCUCCCUCCCCAUCGCCAUCUUUGUACCCCAAUUGGGGGGACGACCAAAGAACAGCCAGAGCGUGGCUGUGGAUGGCUGGUGCAUUCUACGCAUUAGUGUGUAUGUUCCUCCUUCUCAUCAUCUUCAUCGCAACUAGAAUCACUCUUUGGAUGUUUCUCUGUUCGCCGGCAUUCUGAACUUCCUGCUGUUCUGUGUAUUCUCCUCGGCGUUCAAACAUUACCUGAAGUUGUGGUUCAUCAAUCUAAUCAAAAACAGAAAACUCACUCUAAACGAGGCGGCAGAAAACGAGAUCUACGGGUACAAUGACGAAGGAGGUAGUUUCACUGAGGGGGAGGAUAGCGAGCUUAGCGAGAGUGGGUUGACAAGCAGAAGUAACAGCUACAAUCACCAAUCAGCUCCUAUGGCACUACCACGAAACAAGAGAACAUAGCGGCGACAAAGUUAUGUGAAGAGAACCCAUUAUGAACUUCUAUUGCAAGUUACUCUAUAUUUCUGAACGUAAAAGUAUCAGAGGCGUCAAGCAAAUAGUUUUUCUGAACUCUUCAUAUACAUCAAUUUAAUCGUGUUUAUAUUUCAAAUAUA
This is a messenger RNA of Symsagittifera roscoffensis, 1518 nucleotides long. RefSeq lists its product as uncharacterized. Gene Ontology annotation, biological process: cell surface receptor signaling pathway; adenylate cyclase-activating G protein-coupled receptor signaling pathway. Gene Ontology annotation, cellular component: plasma membrane. Gene Ontology annotation, molecular function: G protein-coupled receptor activity. Lineage: Eukaryota; Metazoa; Xenacoelomorpha; Acoela; Convolutidae. The record is from RefSeq and is a predicted model, not a curated record.